Molecule: messenger RNA, 909 nt
Organism: Uncinocarpus reesii 1704
Lineage: Eukaryota; Fungi; Ascomycota; Eurotiomycetes; Onygenales; Onygenaceae
Exons: 2
Coding region: 1-909 (302 amino acids)
Cellular component (GO): intracellular anatomical structure
Molecular function (GO): oxidoreductase activity, acting on NAD(P)H, oxygen as acceptor
Source: RefSeq, a predicted model, not a curated record
AUGGCAAACACCCCCUUCCACGCAGGCGCCACCGCCCUCAUAACUGGAGCUAGCAGCGGGAUUGGCUUCGCCGUGGCCCAAUUAUGUCGUUCCCACGACAUGAACCUCAUUUUGGUAGAUAUUCACGCGGAUAAUUUGGCUAAAGCCCACACCCUUCUUGGAGACACCGCAAAGGCGAAGACGUUGACCCAUGUUAUGGACGUUUCGGACGAGCCGUCGUGGGAGUAUCUACGCGCCAAAGUCGGAUUUAAUUUCCCAUCAGGUGUCGACUUGUUAAUGCUGAACGCGGGGUCCGUUUUCAAACCGAAGCAACCAGAAAAUCUGUGGGAAGAUUUGGAUUACUUUCAAAAGACCUUUGCGACUAAUUUAAACGGCGUGCUCAAUGGAAUCUGCACAUUCCUACCCCAGUUACGCGACAACGCUGGCAAAGGGCCCAAAGCAAUUGUCAUCACUGGUUCAAAACAAGGCAUCACAAACCCCCCGGGAGGAAAGAAUCCAGCAUAUAAUGCCAGUAAAUCAGCACUGAAAUCGCUCGCUGAGCACCUCGCUCAUGAUUUGCGCUCCAAUAGUGCCACCAAGAGCAUCCAUGUCCAUCUUCUAGUUCCUGGUUGGACAUUCACCGGCCUCACUGGGAGUGAAGGCCCUGUUCAUGAUGACCAGGCACGCGAGGCAAAGCCCAAGGGAGCGUGGCUUCCAAGUCAGGUUGCGACGUACAUGUAUGAAAAGAUGAAGAAAGGGAAAUUCUAUAUCAUUUGCCCCGAUGAAGACGUCAGCGAGUCAUUGGAUAAAGCUCGGAUGGCGUGGGCGAUUGGGGAUAUCACUGAGGAGCGCCCAGCUUUGUCACGGUGGGACGAGGAUUGGAAAGAGAAAGCGACUGAGUGGAUUAAUAAAGAAGCAGAAAGGCGAUAG